AUGAAAUACCACACGUCUCUCCUGGCCUUGUGUGCCGCCAGUGCCUCAGCAUCUUACACUGCAAAUCUGAACUACCGAAGUCCUUCGCUCAACCAUCCAGACCUAGGAAUCGCAUUAAACAAAGUCAUCAAGAGAUCAAAUUCUAAUGCUCUUUUCGAUCCAUCCAAGCUAAGUUUCACCCAUGGCGUGGCCUCCGGUGACCCGUGGGCAAAUUCGGUCAUUCUCUGGACAAGAUGCGCCCCAACGACUGAAAGUUCAACUGAUACCAGUGCCGUUACUGGCUUCAGUCCAUUGUUUGGCCGUCCCAAGGCCCAUAAAAGUUCAGAGAAACAACAGCCGGGAUCAAAGGCGCCGGUGUGCAUUCAGUGGAAAAUCGCAACGGACAAGGCCUUAACUCAAGUAGCCGAUGAAGGAAUUGCUUACACGGGGUCCGAUAUUGAUUAUACUCUUAAGGUGGAAGCUUCAAAUCUGCACCCAUUCACAACAUAUUACUAUCAAUUUUCCAUCUGUAAUUCGGAUAAAAAGAGCCCUCUCGGCCGCACCAAAACCCUUCCAGAUCCAUCCCAGAAAGUUGACAGUGUUAAGUUGGCUGUUUACUCGUGUGCAAACUAUCCGGCCGGCUUCUUUAAUGCGUACGGAAAUACUGUGCGAAAAGACUCAGUAGACUAUGUUCUCCACCUUGGUGAUUACAUUUAUGAAUUUGGAGACGGCUUUUACGGAUCCGGCAAAGCAAUUGGACGGGUGCCCCAGCCAAAUCGCAUCAUCUAUACUCUCAACCAUUACCGAACACGCCAUGGCUCUUACCGCACUGAUUUAGAUCUCCUUGCUAGCCACCAGAAUUUUGCCUGGAUCCCAGUUUGGGAUGAUCACGAGGUCGCUGAUAAUGCUUAUCGUGACGGUUCAUCUGCUUUGGGAAAUCACGAGCUGUCUUUCCUUGCAUCAGGCGGUGUUUCCGUUGAUCAACGAAAAAUGAAUGCUGUGCGCGCAUACUUCGAGUGGAUGCCGAUUCGACAAGUGGACAUGGAUGAUAACCUUCGCAUUUGGAGAAACUUCCAGGUCGGCCAGCUCAUCGAUAUCAUGAUGCUUGACACUAGGAACUACGACCGCUCCAUUACGGAGCUGUAUUUGAACCACUUUUAUGUUCAGAAAUUGAAAGACGAUGCUAGCCGCACUCUGAUGGGGUCCCGACAAGAGAACUGGUUUUACCGUAAUUUGAAAAAAUCUGCCGACCGCGGUGCUACGUGGAGAAUUGUGGGCAGUCAAUUAGUAUUCUCACACAUGAAUUUGCGCUCUGCAUUUGGUCUCUUCUCAUCUUUCAACUUGGAUGCUUGGGAUGGCUACAGAGCGAAUCGAAACCGCACUUUUGAAACAAUUUACAAUAACAAAAUUAAAAACACCAUCAUGAUUGCGGGGGAUUCCCAUGCUAACUGGGUGAGUGAUUUACAUUGGCAAGACCAUGGAAAUUAUGAUCCAAAAACCGGAGCUGGAGCCGUUGGCGUUGAGUUUGCUGGCUCCGCCGUCACAUCCCGCUCUGCAGGAGGGGCAAAUAUCAAAAUCGAUGGCUCCAUUAAAAAGUCCAAAUCGGCUGUCAAUGACAACGAUGUCCUACAGUGGUCUGAAAUGUACUAUCGUGGAUACUUCGAACUUCAUGUUACCCCACAGGAAGUGCAGGCCAAGUUUUUUGGCAUACCUGAUAUUCGAAAGCGCAACCCCCUUGAGGUGACUUUGGCCAACUUCACAGUGAAAGAGGGCGCUAAUUGUUUGGAUCGGGGCACUGCCGGUCUCCCCGCCGGCGGUGUUGUCGGCAAUGGUUGGCUCAAGGGCGGCAAGGUUGUGAAACCAGAGGUUGCGAAUAACACCGAAACAGGAAAAUGGGAGAAGCUCUAA
Messenger RNA from Ophidiomyces ophidiicola, 1887 nucleotides. RefSeq lists its product as uncharacterized. Lineage: Eukaryota; Fungi; Ascomycota; Eurotiomycetes; Onygenales; Onygenaceae. The record is from RefSeq and is a predicted model, not a curated record. The transcript is spliced from 8 exons. Bases 1 to 1887 code for a protein of 628 amino acids.